AAUAUCGAGCCAUUAACGUUAAACAUCGAGCCAUUAACAUUUAAUAUCGAACCCUUAAUGUUUAACAUCGAGCCAUUAACGUUUAAUAUCGAGCCCUUAACAUUAAAUAUCGAGCCUUUAACGUUUAACAUCGAGCCAUUAACGUUUAAUAUCGAGCCAUUAACAUUAAAUAUCGAGCCGUUAAGGUUAAAUAUUGAGCCGUUAAUGUUAAAUAUCGAGCCGUUAACGUUAAACAUCGAGCAGUUAACGUUAAAUAUCGAGCCAUUAACGUUUAAUAUCGAGCCAUUAACGUUUAAUAUCAAGCCGUUAACGUUAAACAUCGAGCAGUUAACGUUAAAUAUCGAGCCAUUAACGUUAAAU
Lottia gigantea (owl limpet) is the source of this 360-nucleotide messenger RNA. RefSeq lists its product as hypothetical. Lineage: Eukaryota; Metazoa; Mollusca; Gastropoda; Lottiidae. The transcript has a single exon. The annotation marks the transcript as partial. The record is from RefSeq and is a predicted model, not a curated record.